AUGAGUAAUAUAUUGUCAGUAUUCAAUCCGCCACCUUCAAGGGAGUUAGACGAAGAGGAGACCAGGGACUGUGUGCCUUGUCAAGUCAUGAGCACAGUAUUUGGUAUUGGGUUUGGUAGUUAUCUUGUCUCAGGACGUGCAUUUAAAUAUAGUGAGGCUGAGAAGAAGAAAGGUAUUUCAUUAGAAGAAUUCAAUAAAAGAAAUCCUAUGUGGUGGAGACGCUCUCUGAAGGGACUUGGUAGUAUAUUCAUUAUUAUGGGUCUAGCAAGAGGUACUGAAGGUUGGUUAUGGAAUAAAGAGAAAGAAUAUAAGAAAUUUUAA
Messenger RNA from Nakaseomyces glabratus, 321 nucleotides. RefSeq names its product Dmo2p (gene DMO2). The record is from RefSeq and is a predicted model, not a curated record. Lineage: Eukaryota; Fungi; Ascomycota; Saccharomycetes; Saccharomycetales; Saccharomycetaceae.